AUGCGUAAAACAUUUAUUAAUGCAUCUAGCGAAACGCAUCAUUCAUUAGAUCUGGGACCAGAGGAAACAACUACUUCAUUAGGGUUGAAUUGGUGUCCGAAUAGCGAUAAUUUGUUGUUUUUAAAUAAAUUACUAAAAUCCAGUCGCUCCGAUACAAAACGUGAAUUAUUGUCUACUCUUAAUAGCGUUUUCGAUCCUUUGGGAUUUUUAGGUCUUGUACUUAUUCGUGGUAAGGUGUUCCUCCAAGAACUUUGGCAGUUAAAACUGGGUUGGGACGACAAACUACCAGUUCAUAUUCAAAACCGGUGGCAGUUAUUUAUUGAAGAUUUGAAGAAAUUGGAUAGAUUGAAAAUUCCACGUGCCGCAAGGAUAAACUAUACAGGUCCAAUUGAGCUUCAUGGUUUUUGCGAUGCCUCUCAAAUAGCUUUUGGUGCAUGUGUUUACUUGCGUCAGCGUAUUGACGCAAAUACAUACCAGAUGCGACUUUUGUGCGCCAAAUCUCGCGUAGCACCAACAAAAACACUGACAAUUCCACGUUUGGAACUAUCUGGUGCUGUUCUUCUGUCUGAGUUAAUGCAUCGGGUGUCCGAGGUAACAAAUAUAACAUUUGAUAAUAUGAUUUGUUGGUGUGAUUCUACAGUAGUAUUAUCAUGGAUUCGUGGCGUUCCUGCUCAAUGGAAAACCUUUGUUAGAAAUCGUGUGUCUCAGAUCGUUGAUGCAGUUGGUGUUCGAUGUUGGCGUCACAUUGAUACAAAUUAUAACUCGGCUGAUCAUUUAUCUCGUGGUGUAACCACUGAUGGAUUGAUUAAUUUAAAUAUUUGGUGGUCAGGGCCUGACUUUUUAAGAUCUGAUGAGUCUACGUGGCCUUCGUUUGCCGAAAAAGGUCCACUGCAAGUGAUAGAAAUCCAGCAAGCCGAAGAUGUGUGGGUGCGCUAUGCACAGCGUGAUUUAUUUAACGAUGAAAUUAAAAUAUUAACGGAAGGCGGGGUUGUUACUAAAGGUCCAUUGAAGGGAUUAUCACCGUAUAUGGAUAAAGAUAUUCUGCGUGUAGGAGGACGUUUAGAGCACUCGAACGAGCCAUUUUCUCAAAAACAACCUGCGUUGUUACCUCGGCCACAAGGAUUGCUGGCCAAUGUUCGAAUGAAAUUUUGGCCACUACGGGGCCGUGAUGUAGUUCGCCGUAUUUUCAAUCGAUGUCAACGGUGUUUUCGAGCUAAACCCAUUCCAUUGCAGCCUAUUAUGGGACAACUACCAGCUGCCCGUGUAUGUGUAAAUAGGCCUUUUACACAUACAGGUGUGGAUUUUGCAGGGCCAUUGUUAAUUCGCGUGGGUAUACGUCGUGCAGCUCCAAUCAAGGCCUACGUUGCUGUUUUUGUUUGUUUAGCUACCAAAGCCGUUCAUCUCGAACCUGUGAGCAGUCUCAACUCUGAUGCUUUUAUGGCUUGCUUACGUAGAUUUAUGUCAAGAAGGGGAAUGCCUUCUCAUAUUUGGUCGGACAAUGGUACAAACUUCAUUGGAGUUCAACGCGAAUUAAAACAAUAUUUUCUACCUCAAAAUACUGGUCGUACUAUUCCUGAGAAUCUUAUUUCUGACGGAAUACAAUGGACGUUCAUGCCACCAGGAGCUCCCCAUUUCGGUGGAUUGUGGGAAGCAGCGGUUAAGUCUUUUAAGCAUCAUUUGUUUCGCACCGUUACGAAUACAAAUUUAAACUUCGAAGAACUGUGUACUAUAUUAACUCAAAUCGAAGCAUGCUUGAAUUCAAGACCUCUAACUGCAUUGUCUUCUGACCCAUCAGAUCAUCGUGCGUUAACGCCUAAUCAUUUUCGUAUUGGAGGUUCUUCGCAGCCUUCCCCCGAGCCUGAUGUAACUGAUGUUCCUGAUCAACGACUAAAAAAAUGGAUGCUACUUCAGAAAUUGAUACAAGGAUUUUGGCACAGAUGGAGAACAGAAUAUUUAUCUCCUAUACAAGGGCGGCAAAAAUGGUUGAAGAAUUCAACAGAAAUUCAAUCGGGUGCAUUAGUUAUAUUAGUUGAAGAUAAUUUGCCACCCCGAAGUUGGCGGUCAGUUCGUAUUCAUGCUCUUCACCCAGGGACGGAUGGUAUCACCCGAGUUGCUACAGUUCGAACUUCAAGUGGCUCUUUAAUGAAACGACCGUUAACAAAGUUGUGUCCUUUACCGGAAAGUUAUAUAGUUGAUUGA
Messenger RNA from Sipha flava (yellow sugarcane aphid), 2199 nucleotides. RefSeq lists its product as uncharacterized. The transcript is spliced from 3 exons. The record is from RefSeq and is a predicted model, not a curated record. Lineage: Eukaryota; Metazoa; Arthropoda; Insecta; Hemiptera; Aphididae. Gene Ontology annotation, biological process: DNA integration. Bases 1 to 2199 code for a protein of 732 amino acids. Gene Ontology annotation, molecular function: nucleic acid binding.